Nannospalax galili (Upper Galilee mountains blind mole rat) is the source of this 647-nucleotide messenger RNA. RefSeq lists its product as uncharacterized. Lineage: Eukaryota; Metazoa; Chordata; Mammalia; Rodentia; Spalacidae. The transcript is spliced from 2 exons. The record is from RefSeq and is a predicted model, not a curated record. Bases 8 to 610 code for a protein of 200 amino acids.
CCGCCGGAUGCUACCACGGAAUCGGCCUUGCUGGAAGGAAGGGCAGCGCCGCCUGCGCUCCAGGACUGUCUCGGGCUCCCGAGGGCCCAGCAACAACCAGAGACCCAGCGACCACCAGCUGCCCACCGCGCGCACUAGCAAUCAGCUCCGCGGAAUCGCGUGGAGCCGCCCAAUGCUCUGCACCCGGAGCGCUGGCAAGCAGCAGGCCCAGACCACGUGGGCAGGGAGAGGGGCGGAGCUCCAGGCCCCGGGGAGCGGACCAGGCCGGGCGCACUCGCCCAUUGGCCACAGGCGCGCCGCGAAGGCGCUCCAUCCAAAUGGGCCUCGCGUGGGCGGGAACAAAGAAGCGAACGCGGGAGCCCGGAGCGCGCGCCCUCCGCAGACUGGGGCAGCCAGCUGGAACGGCCCGGGCCACGUGCAGACCGGAGCCCCGCGGGAGGCGCGCCGGGGAUCUGGUUCCAGCCGGCGCGAGGACAAAACACGCGUGCGCGCGGCGGACGAGCGCUGCAGCUCCCGUCAGCAGCACCGGGCGCAGUCCGCCCCCUUCCCGGAGCAACGGGCCGCGGCGCUCGGCGGUAGUGGCUGCAGCACCUCCGCACUGGGGAACUGAGGGCUACAAGGCGGGGGUGACGGCUCUCCGGUUGGAG